GAAAAAUAUUUGUGGCGUGUCACGAAAAUAGUUAAAAGCUCUUCAAAAAGUUGACUCAGAUUUUGGAAAGUUCGGACUUUCAUGACUAUUCGGUACAAAGAAAACUCCAGGUGAAAGUCAUUUGCUGAUAUCCUGUAACAAUUCAAAUAGAUGACUGGAUAGGACAUUUGUCAAAAUGUUAACAUAAAUUCACCAAGAACAACAUUAUAGAUAUGGCUGAAGGGAGACAAAUUAACUCAGAUGAUUUAGAUGAAACAAUACAAAACUCUGAUGUUACCCAGAGUUCUGAAAUUCAUACAACAACACCAAAUGACUCUGAUCUGAGUUACCAUAGCAAUCAGGGUCAGCAUAGCAACCGUGAUUCCAACAGAAAUCAAGAAUCGAAUAUUGGAAUUUAUAGCAACCAUAAUGGAAGUAGACAACAUGGUGAAUCAGAGAACAGUAACCAUAGAAAUCAUGAUAUUAAUCGAUCACGUUUUAGUCCCCAUAGUCACCAUGGUAAUCAAAACACGGACAUAGAUAUACAUAGCAACCAUAUUAGGACCCGAUUAAUUGAUGACCAAAUAAAUGGUAAUCUUAGAAACAUCAUAACUGCAAACCCAACUCCAAGUGGCAGUAGUUCUGACACUAAUGAGCCAAAUAUUCAACAAGAUAAUAAUCUAGUGGCACAACAGAGACACAGGCUUACACAUCAAACCUUUAACAACCAGCCACUUCAUAAUGAGCUGCUUCAAUCUGAUCACAGUAACCAACAAGUUGAUAUAAGGCACCAUGACAACCAGCAACCAAUUAUGAGUCGACAUGACAACAAACAAUCAAAUUUGGGUAACCAUGGUAACCAACAGCCAAGUUUUAGCCAUAUGCAACAACCACUUAUGUCCCAUCUUAGUGGCAGACAUCCAGUACUGAGUCACCAAGACAACCAACCUUCAAAUAUGAGUCACCUUGACAAUGGUCAAUCAAGGAUGAGUCAAGAAACUAACCAACAUUCAAUGAGUCAAAAUGAAAUACAACAGCAAAUAAUUUCUCGCCAUGACAGCCAAGAUCUUAAUAUCAACAGUCUUAAUAGUCAUCAACCAUUAAUGAAUCAUACUGAUAACCAACAAUCAAAUCUGAGUCAGCAUGACACUGAACAAUCAAAUAUGAGUCACCAUGGAAACCAACAAACAGCAAUAGGGCAUCUUGAUAACCAGCAAACUAUGAGUCACCAUGACAACCAACCAAUAAUGUCCCACCAUUCUAACAAGGAAAGUGGUCUAAGUAUCCAUGACAACCAACAAGAAAAUAAUGCUCACCAUAGCAACCAUAAACCCCAAACUCAAAAUGAGCAGGACAUAUCAAACCAAAACAACCAGGAUUUAAUCUCAGGGAUCAAAUAUCAAAAUCAACAAGGCAACCAUAAUGUCCUCCAAGAUAUGGAAACAAAUCACCAUAGUGACCAGAACCAGGCUGUUGAUAUUCUCUCUCAAGCUGUCUACAGCACAAUUGAUGGAAUGUACGUUAAGGCAACAGAAGAGACUGAACCUAAUAUGCAAUAUGUUCAACCACCAGAGAAAGAUCACCAGACAGGGCAGUAUGCUACAUAUAUUAAAUGGGACGACAGUACUGCUUAUGGAAAUGAAAUCCUAAAGGAAAAUCCUGAACAGAAUGAAAUAGCUGAAGAAGUACAAGAUGGAUAUACGGUGCAACCGGUUUCAGUGAAUAUGCCCGUAAAUGAAACCCUAGAGGAGCCAAUCAUUAAGCAGAUAUUAGCACCACGCCCCCCUCCCGAUACAUUUCCCUGCUCAAAAUGUACUAUGGUAUUAGGCAGCCCAGAAAACCUUGAAGAACACCUUCGAAUACAUAGCUGUAAGAGUUUUAUCGCUUGUACCAUUUGUUCGACAACAUUCAAAACUGUUGAAGAUCGAGAUAUCCAUGUUAAAGCAAAGCAUACAUUUCGUAAAGUCCAAUUCAUGUGUAGGCCAUGUUAUAAAAACUUCGCAUCAGAGACUGAACUCGCUGAGCAUAUGUUAACACAUACUAGAAAGGACGAGGCAUAUAUUUGUACAAAAUGUGACAAAACGUAUUUCGAGGAGGAAGAAUUGUUUCUGCACAUGAGGAUGCACAUUGGCGAGGCCUUGUUCCAUUGUACGGUUUGUUCUCGAAUGUUCAACAGCUUAGCCGAUUGCGAGGCUCAUCUAGCUAAUGCCCACACACCAGUAUUAUCCUAUAAAUGUACAGCGUGCGAUGAGACAUUUCUUGAAAAGACUUCACUUGAUCGACAUAUCAAAAAACAUACAGGAUUGAACCCUUAUCUGUGUACUACAUGUAAUAAACGUUUUACGACAAAACCACAUCUUAAACGGCAUGAAAAACUUCACUGCAAGAAAAACAUUGGACAUGAUUUCAUGUGUACCAUAUGUCAAAGAAUAUUCAAGGAAAAGGUCAACUUGGAUAAGCACAUGAGAGCCCAUGAGGUCUCGAGACCAUAUAAAACAAAACGCAAAGUGAAAAAGCCUGUAAAACAUUUGACUACAACAGCAUCUACCAAUAACACUGUAGCAAAGAAAUCGACCUCCCAGCAGUGUAAGGUCUGUGGGAAGUGGCUAGCACAAGCUGGAGGCCUGAUAAAACACAUGCGAAUUCAUACAGGUGAAAAGCCUUACAAAUGCUCAUUUUGUACUAAAUGUUUCCGCACAGGGAGUCAUCUAUCUAAGCAUAUGAGACGUCACACAGGUGAAACCCCUCACCAGUGUAUACUAUGUGAUGAAUCCUUUAGAGAAAAAGCAGCCCUUGAUGUCCACAUGAUUAACAAACAUGCAGGUAAAAAGCCAUACCAGUGUGGCGUAUGUAAUAAAGAAUUCUCAACAAAAUCCAGCUAUUUACUUCACGAGAGGACACAUACUGGAGAGAAGCCUUAUAAAUGUGACGUCUGUGAGAAAAAGUUCAGUCAGAGUGGGAGUCUAUCUGAUCACAUGAUGACACAUUCUAAAGUAAAGCCCCACCAAUGUACAUUCUGUUGGAAAACAUUUGCUAGACGUGGAAAUCUCUUAGUACAUAUAAAAGUCCAUACUGGCGAUAGGCCUCAUUGCUGUACAAUGUGUGAUAAAACUUUUACACAACCCGGAAAUCUUAGACGCCAUAUUAAAAAUCAUAAUGCAGAUCGGCCAUAUGUGUGUAAUGAAUGUGGAAAAGCAUUUAAAGAAAAUUCAUCAUUAACUGAACAUAUCAGAAUCCAUACAGGUGAGAGACCUUUCCAGUGCCAAACAUGUGGAGAGAGUUUUGCACGGAGCUAUUCCCUAACCAUGCAUUCUCGCAUACAUAAACCACUUCCUAACCAAAUAAGCAAUGCCCCUGUGCAGCAAAACAUCCAAACCCUGCCCCAAAUAUCACAACUCCAAAGUGGUACAUUACCAGUACCCAAUAAUAGCCAUAUUCAGAUGGGGUCACACCAGAUAACUCCUUUACAGAUUCCAGGGCAUUUACAGGCACCUGGUCAAUUGGGGCCUCACAUGCAGCAAGGAGUGUUAAUUCCACAAACGCAAGUGUCUCAGCAAGUCUCUCGAAUGCCAUCCUAUACGAUGACACAGUUAGCUCCCAUUAGCAUGGCUCAGAUGAAUUUGUAGUAGCAACCUGUUCCAGCACGUAAACUCAUAGUUCCAGCUGUGGAAAGAACUUAUAGGUACAGCUGUGGAAAGAACUUAUAGGUGCAGCUGUAGAAAGAAUUUAAAAUGACAGCUGGAGAAAGAAGUUAUA
Messenger RNA from Owenia fusiformis, 3735 nucleotides. NCBI's taxonomy places the organism in Eukaryota, Metazoa, Annelida, Polychaeta, Sabellida, Oweniidae. The record is from the annotation of a GenBank genome assembly.